UCUUUAUCAAAUAAAAAUAUUCAUAAUGCAACAUGCAGGCACAUCAGGGUGGUGCAGAACUAGCCAGCUAGUUUACCAUAGGUAAAUAUACACACACGCAUGCACACACACAAUUUUUACCUGAGACAUGUCAGAAGUGUUUCCUAAAAUUGUGGAUUUUUCUGAGUCACUCUGGUAAAGGGUAGGUUUUCAGGUUUUAGGCCAAGCCAGAAGAAGAAAGUAAAAACAGAAUAAACAACAGGGGGAGAAAAAGAGAAAUACCCACACACAACUGGAACUUCUGGUAAAAGAGUGAUAUUCUUGGAUGCAAUGCAAGUUUUAAAAAGGAAAAAGAAAAUUUAUAAAAAGCUGCCACACUUGUGGAAUUCAACUAAAAACUGUUUAUUAUUAACAAAGUGAUGUUCAAAAUUUAAGAGUUCUUGGCCUGGCAUGAUGACUUAUGCCUGUAAUCCAAGUGUUUUGGGAGGCUAAGGUGGGAGGAUCACUUGAGGCCAGGAAUUCAAAACCAGCCUGGACAAUACGAGACUUUGUCUCUAAAAAAAAAAAAAUAAAAUAAAUUAAAAUAAACACAGCUGGAUGUGGUGGCACAGGAAAAAAAAAAUACCAUUUAGGAGUCUUUUAAAGGCGGCUUGUGAAUGCUUACAAAGCGUGGCUAGUAUCUUAUUACAGAAAACAGAGCCCACAUCAUGCAUCCUUCUUCUCACAUUUCAUAAACAAGGCCAAGGGAAACUGCUGUGGGGCAACCUGUUGCUUUGGUGUUGGUCCCCAAGAUGCAGCCCUCACAAUCUGCCCCCAAACGUGUCAGAACAUGAACCCCCUCCUCCCCCUCUGGAAGAGGCAACCUCAGAUCCAACAGCAGAGACACGCAGCAGAACAAAAUCUGGGCAUUGGUCCCUGUGUAGGAUGGCUUCCCGUUAUUUUUUUUUAAGCAAAGUAAAUGAACAUCAAAUUUCCAUAGUCAGCUGGUGUCUUUCUGCCCACUGAGAGCUCUUUGGUAAAGGCAAAGUCCUCCUUCUCCAUUAGCGGUCUCCCAUGUGGGGCCACAUCUUCCCUCACCAGGAACCCACUGGGCGCGCUCCAGCCCCGCUCAGCUUGCCUUUUGCGUGGUCAUUAGAGCUAGGGCACACGUCAUGCUGAUUCACAUAUUUUUGCCCUUUGUCAUGUAUUGAGAAAAAGUAAGGAUGAAUGGACGGUCUUUGAUUGGCGGCGCUGGUGACGCCCGUCAUGGUCCUGUUUGGAAGGACCCUUUUGGAACUAAAGCUGGUGAAGCAGCGCGGAGAGGCAUCGCCCGGCUAAGCUUGGCCCUGGCAGAUGGGUCGCAGGAACAGGAGCCAGAGGAAGAGAUAGCCAUGGAGGACAGCCCCACUAUGGUUAGAGUGGACAGCCCCACUAUGGUUAGGGGUGAAAACCAGGUUUCGCCAUGUCAAGGGAGAAGGUACUUCCCCAAAGCUCUUGGCUAUGUCACCGGUGACAUGAAAGAACUUGCCAACCAGCUUAAAGACAAACCCGUGGUGCUCCAGUUCAUUGACUGGAUUCUCCGGGGCAUAUCCCAAGUGGUGUUCGUCAACAACCCCAUCAGUGGAAUCCUGAUUCUGGUAGGACUUCUUGUUCAGAACCCCUGGUGGGCUCUCACUGGCUGGCUGGGAACAGUGGUCUCCACUCUGAUGGCCCUCUUGCUCAGCCAGGACAGGUCAUUAAUAGCAUCUGGGCUCUAUGGCUACAAUGCCACCCUGGUGGGAAUACUCAUGGCUGCCUUUUCGGACAAGGGAGACUAUUUCUGGUGGCUGUUACUCCCUGUAUGUGCUAUGUCCAUGACUUGCCCAAUUUUCUCAAGCGCAUUGAAUUCCAUGCUCAGCAAAUGGGACCUCCCUGUCUUCACCCUCCCUUUCAACAUGGCGUUGUCAAUGUACCUUUCAGCCACAGGACAUUACAAUCCAUUCUUUCCAGGCAAAUUGGUCAUACCUGUAACUACAGCUCCAAAUAUCUCCUGGUCUGACCUCAGUGCCCUGGAGUUGUUGAAAUCUAUACCAGUGGGAGUUGGUCAGAUCUAUGGUUGUGAUAAUCCAUGGACAGGGGGCAUUUUCCUGGGAGCCAUCCUACUCUCCUCCCCACUCAUGUGCCUGCAUGCUGCCAUAGGAUCAUUGCUGGGCAUAGCAGCAGGACUCAGUCUUUCAGCCCCAUUUGAAGACAUCUACUUUGGACUCUGGGGUUUCAACAGCUCUCUGGCCUGCAUUGCAAUGGGAGGAAUGUUCAUGGCGCUCACCUGGCAAACCCACCUUCUGGCUCUUGGCUGUGCCCUGUUCACGGCCUAUCUUGGAGUCGGCAUGGCAAACUUUAUGGCUGAGGUUGGAUUGCCAGCUUGUACCUGGCCCUUCUGUUUGGCCACGCUAUUGUUCCUCAUCAUGACCACAAAAAAUUCCAACAUCUACAAGAUGCCCCUCAGUAAAGUUACUUAUCCUGAAGAAAACCGCAUCUUCUACCUGCAAGCCAAGAAAAGAAUGGUAGAAAGCCCUUUGUGAGAACAAGCCCCAUCUGCAGCCAUGGUCAUGAGUCAUUUCUGCCUGACUGCUCCAGCUAACUUCCAGGGUCUCAGCAAACUGCUGUUUUUCACGAGUAUCAACUUUCAUACUGACGCGUCUGUAAUCUGUUCUUAUGCUCAUUUUGUAUUUUCCUUUCAACUCCAGGAAUAUCCUCGAGCAUAUGAGAGUCACAUUCAGGUGAUGUGCUCUGGUAUGGAAUUUGAAACCCCAAUGGGGCCUUGGCACUAAGACUGGAAUGUAUAUAAAGUCAAAGUGCUCCAACAGAAGGAGGAAGUGAAAACAAACUAUUAGUAUUUAUUGAUAUUCUUGGUGUUUAGCUGGCUGAUGUUAACAGUAUUAAAAAUCAAACCCCAUAAACCAACUAAGCCUUAUGGAAUUCACAGUCACAAAAUCGAAGUUAAUCCAGAAUUCUGUGAUAAGCAGCUUGGCUUUUUUUUAAAUCAAUGCAAGUUACACAUUAUAGCCGGAAUCUAUAUCACAGAGGUGCAAGCUGACAGCAGAGCUCAGUCCCCACUUCCUGCAAACAAUGGCCUGCACCCUAUCCCUUGUGUGUGUGACAUUCUCUCACGGGACAAUGUUGGGGUUUUGCAGACUGACAGGACUGCAAGAGGGAGAAAGGAAUUUUGUCAAUCAAAAUUAUUCUGUAUUGCAACUUUUCUCAGCGAUUGCAAAGGAUUUUUUAGGUAGAGAUUAUUUUUCCUUAUGAAAAAUGACCUGUUUUAAAUGAGAUAAAAUAGGAGAAGUUCCUGGCUUAACCUGUUCUUACAUAUUAAAGAAAAGUUACAUGCUGUAUUUAUGAAAUACUCAGCUUAGGUAUUUUUACUUUAACCCCUAAAUUGAUUUUGUAAAUGCCACAAAUGCAUAGAAUUGUUACCAACCUCCAAAGGGCUCUUUAAAAUCAUAUUUUUUAUUCAUUUGAGGAUGUCUUAUAAAGACUGAAGGCAAAGGUCAGAUUGCUUACGGGUGUUAUUUUUAUAAGUUGUUGAAUUUCUUAAUUUAAAAAAGCUCAUUAUUUUUUGCACACUUACAAUAUUCUCUCUCAGAAAUCAAUGGCAUUUGAACCACAAAAAAGAAAUAAAGGGCUGAGUGUGGUGGCUCACGCCUGUAAUCCCAGCACUUUGGGGAGCCCAGGCGGGCAGAUUGCUUGAACCCAGGAGUUCAAGACCAGCCUGGGCAGCAUGGUGAAACCCUGUAUCUACAAAAAAUACAAAAAUUAGCCAGGCAUGGUGGUGGGUGCCUGUAGUUCCAGCUACUUGGGAGCCUGAGGUGGGAAAAUGACUUGAGCCCAGGAGGAGGAGGCUGCAGUGAGCUAAGAUUGCACCACUGCACUCCAACCUGGGCGACAAGAGUGAAACCGUGUCUCUCAAAAAACAAAAACAAACAAAAACAAAAACAAAACAAAACAAAACAGGUAAGGAUUCCCCUGUUUUCCUCUCUUUAAUUUUAAAGUUAUCUGUUCCGUAAAGUCUCUGUAACCAAACAUACUGAAGACAGCAACAGAAGUCACGUUCAGAGACUGGCUCACACCUGUAAUCCCAGCACUUUGGGAGAUGGAGGUAAAAGGAUCUCUUGAGCCCAGGAGUUUAAGACCAGCUUGGGCAACAUAGCAAGACUCCAUCUCUUAAAAAAUAAAAAUAGUAACAUUAGCCAGGUGUGGCAACACACAUCUGCAGCAGCUACUCAGGAGGCUGAGGUGGAAAGAUCGCUUGUGCACAGAAGUUCGAGGCUGCAGUGAGCUAUGAUCAUGUCACUGCACUCCAGCCUGUGUGACCGAGCAAGACCCUAUCUCAAAAUAAUUAAUUAAUUAAUUAAUUAAUUAAUUUAAAAAGGAAGUCAUGUUCAUUUACUUUCCACUUCAGUGUAUAUCGUGUAGUAUUUCGGAGGUUGGAAAGUGAAACGUCGGAAUCCUGAAGAUUUUUUCCACUUCUAGUUUGCAGUGCUCAGUGCACAAUAUACAUUUUGCUGAAUGAAUAAACAGAAAUAGGGAAGUAAACCUACAAAUAUUUUAGGGAGAAGCUCACUUCUUCCUCUUCUCAGGAAACCAAGCAAGCAAACAUAUCAUUCCAAUUUUAAAACCCAGUGACCAAAGACUUUGGAACUAUGAAUUUGCAACUGUCAUAGGUUUAUGGAUAUUGCUGUGGAGAAGCUCAAUUUUCAGUGUUUGAACUGAACCCUUUCUUGUUAGGGAACGUGUGAAAGAAGAAUUGUGGGGAAAAAAAAGCAAGCAUAACCAAAGAUCAUCAGCAGUGAAGAAUCUAGGCUGUGGCUGAGUGAACCAGAGGCCUCUAAAAUGGACCCGAGUCGAUCUUCAGAACGGGGAUCUACCAUGCAGGAGCUUCUCGUGCUCACACAAAUCUGUAAAUGGGAACAUUGUACAUUGUCAAAUUUAAAUGAUAUUAAUUUUCUCAAGCUAUUUUUGUUACUAUUUUCCUAGAAUUGAAUAUUUGCAGGGAGCACUUAUACUUUUUCCUAAUGUCUGUAUAACAAAGUUCUAUGCAAGUACAUGAAUAAAUUAUGCUCACAGCUCA
Molecule: messenger RNA, 5068 nt
Organism: Gorilla gorilla gorilla (western lowland gorilla)
Lineage: Eukaryota; Metazoa; Chordata; Mammalia; Primates; Hominidae
Gene: SLC14A1
Product: solute carrier family 14 member 1 (Kidd blood group)
Exons: 9
Coding region: 1182-2519 (445 amino acids)
Biological process (GO): urea transmembrane transport
Cellular component (GO): membrane
Molecular function (GO): urea transmembrane transporter activity
Source: RefSeq, a predicted model, not a curated record